CGCAUAUAGUAAUUUUUGUUAAUGAACUAUCGAUGUUUCGGCUGUAUAUACUUAGACCAAUAAAUAAUUUAUUAAAUAUUUUCCAAUAUAUGGCAAAUUUGCGCUCACCAAAAUAAAUAAAUAUGUUGAUAUUCUCGCCUUAGAAGACAAUAUAUUUUUUAAUUUAUUCAACUUUGUAACAGUUGUCUUAAUUUUUAUAUUGAGUAGAGGCGAUGCGAAAAGAGGCAAAAGAAACAUUCAAUCUGAUUAAGAUCGGUUUAGGAGAUGUCGGCAUCACUGACAAAUUUCCAACUUUAAUACCUAUACUUAAAGAAAAUUUUUAACAAUUAAACAAAAAAACAUCGCGAAAAACAUACAAAACGGAUUUUCUGCUAUUAUAUUUUGUGUGGCUAAAUUUUGUGUCACUCCAAAGCUUCGGCGUGUGUGAAGAACUGCGCACGUCGUUUACAAUGUCUAGCAUUACCUUGCCCAUGUUAACACAUGGAGGUGCAAAUGAGGGAAUAACUGAAAAUGUUAACAAUGACAUGCGCACUGGAACUCUAACUCAUCUGAUGGAACAGCACAAUAUACCAAGAGAGGAAUUAUUAAUAAUGUCAAAUGAUGAGAACGGCUUUAUGUCGAGUGGAGCAGAACAAUUACGGCACCAAGGUAGUCGAUUACAGACCUCACGUUUCAUUUGUCUUCGGUGUUGCGGAAACUUCCUUACUUGUUUAGUGCGGCUGCGAAGUACUCCCGAAGAACAGGAGCAACGCUACAAGUCCAAAGAAAUUGAUCGAUUUCUAGAAAAAGAAAGGCAUACGUUUCGACGCCAAGUGAAGCUUUUGCUUUUGGGAGCUGGGGAAUCUGGAAAGUCAACUUUUCUUAAACAAAUGCGUAUAAUACAUGGGGUUAAUUUUGAUCCCGAUCUGCUGCGCGAAUACAAACAUGUGAUAUACCAAAAUAUUGUAAGAGGUAUGCAAGUGCUUUUGGAUGCUCGAAAAAAACUUAAUAUAUCGUGGGGCACUGAUGGUCUAGAACUCGACAUAAAUUAUACCAAAUUAUUGGAAUGCAAUGCAAUAGAGGCUCUUAAAUUUUUGGAAUAUGCGUCACUGAUUGAACGUUUAUGGAAGGAUCGUGGCAUUCGAAGAGCUUUCGAAAGACGUCGAGAAUUUCAAAUUAGCGAUUCAGUUAGUUAUUUUUUAGACGAUAUUGAACGGCUGUCUAAACCAGACUAUGUGCCGACACAUAAAGAUAUAUUGCAUUGUCGGAAAGCAACCAAAGGUGUAUAUGAAUUUUGUGUUAAAAUACAGAACAUUCCAUUCGUAUUCGUUGACGUGGGAGGACAGAGAACACAGCGUCAAAAGUGGACGAAAUGCUUCGAUACUUCCGUAACAUCAAUCAUAUUUCUUGUGUCUAGUUCGGAGUUUGAUCAGGUUCUUGCGGAAGACAGAAAAACUAAUCGUUUAGAGGAAUCUAAAAAUAUAUUUGAUACCAUUGUCAACAACAACACAUUUAAAGGAAUUUCAAUAAUUCUUUUUAUGAACAAAACAGACUUACUUGAGCAAAAAGUACGCAAUCCUGAGACUGACAUUCGCUGGUAUUAUCCGCAAUUUAAUGGAAAUCCACACUCACUUCUCGAUGUCCAAAAUUUUAUUCUACAAAUGUUUAUGAGCGUUCGUCGCACAUGUAGCUCCAGUACAAUCUAUCAUCAUUUUACUACUGCCAUAGAUACCCAGAAUAUACAUAUAGUCUUUAAUUCAGUUAAAGAUACUAUUCUACAACGUAAUUUAAACGCUCUAAUGCUGCAAUAGAACUUAUGGAACUACCGUUUGAGUUUUGACUAACCAUAUAUAUAAGCGAAUUUUAUAUGUAUGUGUCCGUUAACUGUAUAUAUACAUAUAACAUGAAAAGUGCUAGAUGUCAGAAUACUAAAUUUGAUAAGGGUCCUUCACCUUUAAUUGUUGUUACCUUUUAUACCGUUUCAAAUAUUAAAUUCUUUUGUAUUAAUUAAAUGUAUAUUUUAUUAGA
Messenger RNA from Drosophila bipectinata, 2007 nucleotides. RefSeq names its product Guanine nucleotide-binding protein subunit alpha cta (gene cta). Gene Ontology annotation, biological process: adenylate cyclase-modulating G protein-coupled receptor signaling pathway; Rho protein signal transduction. Gene Ontology annotation, cellular component: heterotrimeric G-protein complex; brush border membrane. Gene Ontology annotation, molecular function: GTPase activity; D5 dopamine receptor binding; G-protein beta/gamma-subunit complex binding. The record is from RefSeq and is a predicted model, not a curated record. NCBI's taxonomy places the organism in Eukaryota, Metazoa, Arthropoda, Insecta, Diptera, Drosophilidae.